AUGGCUUCAUCUCUUCAGCAACAGUUGAGGCAAAUACAAAAAAAUAAUGUGCUGAAAUCAGGAAAAAUAAGACGGGCUCCGUCUCUGCUUUAUGACCCAAAGGUCGCAGCAGACAUGGAUCUUGACCAAAUUUUUACUGUAGCGGUCGAGGGUUUCCAUGAGUUAGUGUCAGUCGAGCCUCGGUUAUUGCAUUUUGAAAAAACUCUAUUAGCUGAGACUUCAAUUGAGGUCGACAGACUGUUGCUGUCGAAAGAGGAGAAUGAUAAACUUAACAAGGAAUCUCGAGCGAUUCUGCGUCAUUUGGCUCCUUACUUACCUCAUAAAAAUACCCUGAAGGUUUUGGAAUGGCUUGUGAGACGGUUUAGUAUUCAAGAAUAUGUUUCAGAUGAGUUUAUCUUGUCCUUUUUGCCCUUUCACGACCAUCCAUUCUUUGGACGGGUUUUGUUUUGCGCAAAACCAAAGUCUCGUUGCCUCCAAUUCCUUACACAUGCCAUUAAGGCGCGCACAGUGCCUUCCAGAACAGACAUUGUUCAUAUGAUGGUUAAGGACAAGGAGUUUUUUGCAUUGUACGCUCAGACGGUGCAAGCCGCUGCUGAAGAGGCUUGUACUUACCCAAUUCUCUCGCGUUUCUGGGCAGGUAUAUCUCUGGAAGUAAUUGCUUGUUGGGCAAAUGAUAAUGUUGCUGCUGACACUAUCAUCGACCGUGUCUUCGUGAGCGCUUCCUACGCCGCUUGCUACCCUUCUUCUGAAGAGUUUCGUCUUGCUGGAUUCAUGAUACUUACAGGCUUGUCCUCUUGUGUUCCGUUGGCGUCGAAUGUCGUUCAAGUUCUCAUUGAGGCUGUUUGUGAAAAGUGUUCUUCCGAAACGCUUUUCUCGACGCUAAUGUUUAUUUCGCAGCUCGUACAGACUCAUACAGGUACUGUCGUGCUGAAAAAAGAGAUUGUUUUGAAGCUUUCAGGCCUGGCUGCCGGAAAAGCUUUGGAAAAAAUCUCACAAAAUUGCUGCAUUAACAAGUUUCUUUAUCUUUAUUGGUCUACUCUUAUCCGCGAAGCUUGCACCCCGGAGGUCGUAGAGGAGUUUUGCUCUUCCUUCUCUCUUUUGCGUCUUACGAAACAGGAAGCAAUUUCUCUGUUGCAAUUGUUGCAUGCUGUUUCACCAAAUGUUGAAAUUAGUGAAUGCAGAAAAGCCUUGGAGCAAGUUGAGACAAAAUCAACUAAUGUAGAAGAUGAAGUUGUUACUUUUGAAGCUACCGAAAAGGAUUCUAAAAGGGAGCGUGCAGAGCUUGUUAAGGCUCUUACUCGUGAAAUUGCUGAGUUUUCCAUCAAUGACUACAAAAACAAAAAUGUUGUCUCUUUGGCUGACAGAGUUGCUAUUAUUGAUAAGCGUCUUUUUAGCAAGCUUACCAAAAAGUUUGACAACGAACUGGAACUGCUUGCUCAAAUAAUCGUUUCAGGAAAUUCGGAUUCUCAAGAUCUUGCUUUUAGUCGUUUCGAAGAAAAUAUCCGAAACAACGAAAACGUUGAUUACCAGGCAUUUAUUCCUUACUUGUUGUUUGGCCUUGCCAACCCCUCUGAAAAAGUUCGGACUAGUUGUAUGUCUGCUCUUUCGUCAUACUCUGUUUCCGUCAAGCAUCUUCAGCAAGUGAGUGAGCAUGAGGACUCUAAGCAAAAGAUCACUAUCUAUUCAUUGAAUGAUGAGAAUAGCAGUGUGCUCAAAUGGUUGUCCUAUACCGAGUUAAAUUCCCUUUUGGAUGAUAUUAUCGGUAGUCGGAAGGAAGAAAUUUUGGUUGAUCCUAACUAUGUCCUUACUUAUCUGAGUGAACGUCUUUCCUCUGAAAAGAAGCAAAAGGAUCUUUCUCAUAAAGCUGCUAUUGUAUCUUUCUUAUCGUCGCACGUAAUUGGUAACCGCUUUUCCGAGGUUCGUGUCUUCCUGCUUUCUGUGUUGGACGGUGUUAAAGAGUACACUCGUGAGAUUGCAAGUCAGUUUUUGGUUCCCGUAUUGGAGGAGUAUGUCUCUGGUAAACGCGAUUUGUCUACGCUUUCCCUUGACGAGGCUGCCGGUCUUGUGAAUUUGGCUACCCAUCAAGACUUCACUGUUCUUAUUGCUUUAGUGAGUAAACCCAGCAAUGCUGCUUCUGCUGCUUGUAGACGACUGGUGCAAUUGCAGUCAAAACUGAAAAACUCUGGACGUCUGGAGUUUGUUCGUCUGUUGCUCAACAUGGAACUGCCACCUUCAUAUGUGUCUGAAACCUUGGAAGCAAUAGACGUUCCCACUAGUGUCUUUAGCUCUUUGCUUGCCGAAUUGGAUUUGACUAGUGAGGUUGCUCCGGCAGCAAGUGCAAAGAAGGUGAAAAAGACUGCUGCUUUGCAGCCAAAGAUUCAAAUAUUAACUCGUAUUCUCGAGUUAUUAGAACAAAAGGAUCCCACUUCGCAUAUAGCUCUUCUUUCCGGACUUUUUGAGAUUCUGAAUUUUGUUAUCUCCUCUCGUGAUGAAAUCCAGUUCUCUGCUUAUCUUCUGCAGUUGCUCCUUGGCAUUUUGUAUACCAUGGUGAGCGCUACUACUAUUGAAGAGGCACCACCGUCUAUCCGUAUCGACAUUUUGGUUAACUGCAUUCGUUCCUCUACAAAUCCUCAAGUACAGAAUCGUGCUUUGUUGCUCGUUGGCGCGCUUGCUAGUGUUGAAUCUUCAGCAGUUCUCCAUGGUGUCAUGCCUAUUUUCACUUUCAUGGGAACCACGCUUUUGUCGCGAGACGAUGCAUUUUCUUCGCAUGCCAUUGAACAAACUGUUAAGAGAGUUGUUCCCGCACUGCUUUCUGGUUCAACGGAUGUGAAUGCUGCCGUUUUGAUUUCGUGUUUUGUGAAUGCGUUUCCACACAUCCCUCAGCACCGCCGUCUUCGUUUGUUUGUCACUCUCUUGCAAACUAUGGGUGUUUCAAAGUAUCUCUCCUCAUUUUUAAUUCAAUUUUCAGAAAAAUUGCUACACAUCAAAUCAACUCAUGCGAAGGUCAUUCAAGAUUUCUGUUUGUUGCUUGUUCGCACGAUUUCUCUGGGAGAUCGUUUUACCGCUAUAGAGCAGUGUAUUGGUGCAUGUGUCCAAUUACGCAAGAGCGAGCUGGAAGUCGGUGAAAAGCAUGAUAAGGAUCAUUCUGAAAUUAAGCUUGAGCAAAUUCCUUUUGAGAUUUCUGCUGCUAGCGUCGCCAAUCUUCGUCUUAAUAUCAUUGAACUUAUUUCUUUGAUUUGUAAAUCGAAGCAAUUUGAACUUGAUCUUGCUAUGACGCUUGAGUCAGACGCCAAAAAGUUUGAGUUAUUGGAGCGCGGAAUUUCUGACUCCGUCUCUUUGCUUAUGGAGUUGGAUGAAAUCCUCACAACUGAAAAUGAAAAAGAGGCUGUUUAUGCUGCAUUGAGAAAUAUUAUUUCCCUGCUUCCUAUCUCUUCUUUUGCUGCCGUUAUCAAAGAGUUGCUUCACGACAAUCGCGUAUUACUUCGUCGUAGUGCUCUUACUCUGUUACAGUUUAGAGUACGUCAAGGCACAAAUGUUUCUGUUCUUGGAAGUUUGGUUGAAGAUGUUACGGCUAACAUUUCUGAAAAUGUCGAUGAAGAAACGACUCAAAUGGCGAUGGAAUGUCUAUCAUUCAUGGCUCGCCGCUUCAUGCAACAAGUGGAGAUUUUUGUUCCCGCUGUCUCUUCGGUUAUUGGAUCCGCUGGAUUAAAGAGCAGUUCAAAGGAUGUGCAAGUUUCUGCCAUUUUUGUUCCGUUCACUUUGGAGAUUUUGAAUAAUGCUAUCAAUGAUGAGGAAGGAAGUCUUGUGGAGCUUGCAUGUAUUCAUGAUGAUAGACUUAUUCAAGCUGCCUUGACAUCCUCAAGAGCUUUUGACUCCGAGAGUAUUGGUGAGAUGCUCUUCGAAACUGUUGCUAAGUACAUUCCCACAAGAUUGUUAUUCAAAGCCAUUCUUCAAGUCUGGCCCGAUUGCGUUAAGAUUGGACCGACUGCCGCCAUUCGUCUGUUUGAUUUGAUUGGAUUGGGUAUUGACAAUGCUACACGUUCUGCCCGUCGUUCGUUGUUGUUUGCUGAAGAACUUGACAAUGUCGAGACAAAGUCUGUAAAUGUGUUUCUUAAAUUCGUUAUGAAGCUUAGUGACUCCACUUUCCGUCCGUUAUUUUUCCGUCUUCACUCUUGGGCCUUACAAGAUUUAGUCUCUACAGACCCUGCGGGUUUAACAGCUCGUCAAAUCUUUUUCUACAACUUCUUUACUGUUUUCUUGAAGUCUCUCACUUCCAUCGUUACGAACUACUACGCAUAUGUAUUGGAUGAUACGGUUGAUUUGUUGGCUUCGAAAGAAACCAAUGGUGAGUUGCGCCAACUGAUAUUGAGUAGUCUUGCCAAUGCGUUUGAAAAUGACUCUGAAGAAUUCUGGCUUGUUCCAGCCCGUUUCAACAAAAUUGCACCCGUUCUAAUUGAACAAAUAUCUUAUGCCCCUCUCCUUGACAAUAGCACUCUCAUUAAGGCGGUCGUUGAGCUCGCCAGCACUGCUGCUUCUGAUGAUAACUUUAAGGCUAUUAACACGCCGUUGUUGCAGUACUUGCGCUCUGAAACUGUUGAUGUCCGCGUUUUAGCGAUCCAAAUGGAAACAGAAUUGUACAAGCGACUUAACGAAGACUGGCUCACUACUCUUCCUCAAUCUGUGCCAUUCAUUGCCGAGUUAAUGGAAGAAGACGAUGACCAGGUUGAAAGUGCUACGACUGAACUGAUUAAGGUGAUAGAGGACAGACUUGGUGAUUCAGAGUCUCUCCAGGACUAUUUGACUUAA
Schizosaccharomyces japonicus yFS275 is the source of this 4806-nucleotide messenger RNA. RefSeq names its product U3 snoRNP-associated protein Utp10. The record is from RefSeq and is a predicted model, not a curated record. NCBI's taxonomy places the organism in Eukaryota, Fungi, Ascomycota, Schizosaccharomycetes, Schizosaccharomycetales, Schizosaccharomycetaceae. Gene Ontology annotation, cellular component: nucleolus; small-subunit processome. Bases 1 to 4806 code for a protein of 1601 amino acids. Gene Ontology annotation, biological process: rRNA processing. The transcript has 4 exons.